Messenger RNA from Solea solea (common sole), 2985 nucleotides. RefSeq names its product serine/threonine-protein kinase Nek6-like. The record is from RefSeq and is a predicted model, not a curated record. Gene Ontology annotation, molecular function: protein kinase activity; ATP binding. Gene Ontology annotation, biological process: protein phosphorylation. Bases 141 to 1070 code for a protein of 309 amino acids. The transcript has 10 exons. Lineage: Eukaryota; Metazoa; Chordata; Actinopteri; Pleuronectiformes; Soleidae.
GGGGCGGGGCGAGCGUGCGUCUUGGACAGCGCAGUUGCAAAACAGCACGGAUCAAUGUGAGAGCUGGAGAGAGUUCACAACUGUCUGCUGAAGGACAUUAUAGACUCACUCUCUCAGUGGUGGGUGGGUGUGAUGCCACCAUGGAAGGACACAACAACAACCAGCCCAACUUAGACAACCACAAUAAUCUCUAUAAGAUACCUGGUCAGGAAGAUCAGAAAAAUCUGUCCAACUAUAAGUACUGCUGCACUCUGGCAAACUUCCGCAUUGAGAAGAAGAUCGGCCGCGGUCAGUUCAGUGAGGUCUAUAAAGCCACAUACCUGCUGGAGGGACAACUGGUGGCACUCAAGAAAGUCCAGAUUUUUGAGAUGAUGGAUGCCAAGGCUCGUCAGGACUGCGUCAAAGAGAUCGAUCUGCUCAAGCAGCUGAAUCACCCCAAUGUAAUCAAAUACUUAGACUCCUUUAUUGAAGACAAUGAGCUCAACAUUGUUCUGGAGUUGGCCGACGCCGGAGAUCUGUCUCAGAUGAUAAAGUAUUUUAAGAAGAAGAGGAGACUGAUCCCAGAGAGGACUAUAUGGAAAUAUUUUGUCCAGCUUUGCAGCGCCGUGGAACACAUGCAUUCACGCAGAGUGAUGCACCGAGAUAUUAAACCAGCCAACGUGUUCAUAACAGCAACAGGAGAGGUGAAGCUGGGUGACCUGGGGUUAGGUCGCUUCUUCAGCUCCAAAACCACCGCAGCUCAUUCCUUAGUGGGCACGCCUUAUUACAUGUCACCAGAGAGGAUUCAUGAGAACGGAUACAAUUUUAAGUCGGAUAUCUGGUCCCUGGGCUGUCUUCUCUAUGAGAUGGCAGCACUGCAGAGUCCGUUCUAUGGAGACAAGAUGAACCUGCUCUCCCUGUGCCAGAAGAUUGAGCAGUGUGAUUAUCCCCCGCUCCCUCCUGAUCAUUACUCUGACAAGCUGCGGAACCUUGUGAGCAUGUGCAUCAGCCCUGACCCAGACCAGCGGCCAGACAUCGUCUUUGUGCUGCAGAUCUCCAAACAGAUGCACAUGUGGACGUCCAGCACCUGAGCGGCACGCCACCUCUGCUCCGAGUCUCCGAGCCUCAGCGCGAGAGUCUCGAAACCUGCUGGACGUCGGCCGCAGCUGCCCUGACACGGAAGUCUUCGCUUCAUCUCGACUCGAGGAGACAAGUGGACCGAGAUGCUUCAGUGUCCGUGUGAAGAGAUGCAUUCGUGACGUGGCACGAGUGGGAGGGAGAAGGUCGUCGCUCUUUUCUUUAGUUCAGGACAUUUUUCGAUCGAGGACUUCUUUGAAACCUUUUUUUUGGGGGGGGGGGUUGCAUUCCAAAGUGGUGAUGGAUCCUGUGUGUCAAGUCAACUGUGCCAUGGAGAUGAAUAUUGUCAGUGUUUCUCAUCUAUCAUUGUUCACUGUACCCAUAUUAUUCAUUUUUUAUAAUCAGACUGAAUAUAUAACUAAGGGUUCUCAUGGGGAAAGUAUAUAUACGUGUGUGUGUGUGUGUGUGUGACAUCAGUCUGAGAAUGGUUUCUGACCCCAGUGUGAUGGAGUUGAUGUGACACAUACUGUAUAUUUAUAUCCAGCAGAGGUUUUAUAUUGUUUUUAGGGUUGUAGAGCUGAUGGAGCCCCUUUCUCUCACUCUCAGUCAUGUUGACGUUUCUCUCGAGAGGAUAAAGUGUUGCUCAGGCGUCCACAGGAGUCAGCUCUGAGAUCAAAACUCCGGAUAAAUCCACAAAGUAAUUCAAGAGGUAGAUUUAUUUCCAGGAUCACCGUGUGUGCGUGUGUGUGUUUUAACCAAGUAUUCACUUCAAUAGUUUCAGUUUUCUGUGUCUAAAGCUUCAUUUCACAUCAGUUUGUCGCCCCCUGUGGGACUGGGGGAGUGGUGCGGACAGAUGCUGAUGCUGUGAUGGACACAGUGUUAGAACAGAGCAGGAAGGAGCCAACAGAAAGAAGUGUGAAUUUAAAAAGGGACAGUUUAGGUUUUUUUUUUUUAAGUGUAGUUAUACGAGGUAUAUAAUUAGUGCUGACUGCCAACAGGGGAAAAACAGGUUUUAGCCACUUUAGCCACAACAAUAAUAUUAUUAAUAAUAAACUGCACACAAUCACAUGCCAUGGUGUAAACUUGCUUAUUUUCUCCGUGGUAUUUGAUGUGGGAGAAUGAGCCGAUUUAUGAAGUGACACACUGUUGAAACAGUGGGAUGAACAUAGACUGUCAUAGGUUUUAUUGUAAAGUGGCUAAAACCCUUUUCUUCCCUCCCUGUCCCUACUGGCAGUUUGUAUGUGUCAGUAUCUCAUACGACCACAUUCAUGACCACAGUGACGACAGAAUCUUCAGAUGAAGACUCAGUCACAACAGCUGCUCCUCGCUUCCAGACGUGCGUUUCUCUCACUGUGAACUCAUUCGUCAUCGUCCUUUUAUUAAGACUAUUAUUAACCUCUGAUUUUACCCUCAUUUGUUUACUCACCGUGUUGUUGACGUUGACUAAAAUACCUGUGCUGACUUUGCGUAGCGUUACAGUGUUGACAGCGGAAUAUGGAAGGAAAACCAAGCUGUCCCGUUUGUUGUCGGAGACAAUUUAGAAGUGACUCUUCAUCGUCCACGUGAAGCUGAAGGAGCCGUGUGUCCUCUGAUCAUUGCAAAUAUGAAAACACAAGAAGAGGUUGUUUUUGGUAUAGUGGGUUUUUUGUUAAGAUGUUAAAAUUGGAGUUGUUUUAUAUCAUGUACAAGAGCAGGACGUUGAAUUUAUAUAUGCAAAUAACAAACCGUCAUUACUGUGAAGAAAUGCAAACGAACCAUGAAUAAAAAACGAGAUGCUGUGAAAGUAAUUUGGAUCAACGCUGAACCAGAAUAUUUUUGAAAACAUAUUUUCCAACUUACCACAACGAACGAAUAACUGAACAUUUCAUUCAUCUGGUAAUAACAUCCUGUAUUCUCUGAAAAUGAAAUAAAUGUAUUACUUACACACAA